Molecule: messenger RNA, 1203 nt
Organism: Diaporthe amygdali
Lineage: Eukaryota; Fungi; Ascomycota; Sordariomycetes; Diaporthales; Diaporthaceae
Exons: 1
Coding region: 1-1203 (400 amino acids)
Source: RefSeq, a predicted model, not a curated record
AUGGGCCAAACAGCCUCCGAGCUAUCGCAAUAUGUGCGCAUCCUCGCCUCUCGCGAUCAAGGCGUUGGCGCCACGGCGAUCAACAUCGAAACCAUAGAGCCCGCACAGCGCUAUACUAUGGUGGCACUGCUGGGCUGCGCGCUGUGGAACAGCCUCGAGAUGCUCCCGAUUAUCCUGUUGACUUUCAAACGAUACUCUGGUCUGUAUUUUUGGAGUAUGAUAUUUUCCACGCUAGGAGUUGUCUUGUCUGCGAUCGGCUUCAUCUUUCUCGUCUUCGACAUAGGUGCAGGGAACAGAGUUCAACCAGCCUUCAUGGCAGCCUUCGGAUGGGUGCCUAUGGUCAGUGGCCAGAGUCUGGUGCUCUUCAGUCGGCUUCAUCUACUUCGGCUGUCGAGGACCUUGAGGAAGUGGAUCCUCGUCAUGAUCAUCUUCACCAUCAUCUUUGUGCAGAUUCCAACUUUGACUCUUACGGUUGGCAGCCAAAGUAAUCAUCCUGGCCAACAAGCAUGGGUCAGACCCUAUCAGAUCGUCGAAAGGAUACAGGUGGUUGUUUUCUUUAUCCAGGAAGUCAUCCUCAGCUCGCUGUACUUGUGGAGGUGCUUCAAAUUCCUCGUGGCCCGCAACGGUAAUGAGACCGGCUUCAGCAGCGACAGGGCCCGAUGGGACGUCCAGAAGAUGUUCAUCCAUCUCCUCAUCGUCAACGUCAUUGUCAUCGCCCUCGACGUUACGAUCAUCGCUCUACAGUACUCUGGCCUCUUUUUGGUCCAAAUCAGCUACAAGCCUUUCGCCUACAGCGUAAAGCUCAAGAUUGAGGCCAACAUCCUGACGCAGCUGGUCGAUUUCGUCAAAGCCAGGCACAGGCACGGCACAUUCACGCUGACGCCCGAAGCUCAACAGGAGUGGGACGACACCCUGGACAGGGUGUUUGGCACGGUAGAGAACCUCAAGAAUGAGGCCGAAUACCACCAGGGGGGCAGGACUGACCCGGGGACGACUGCGAAGCAUACGGGCUCGGGCUCAAGCGCGACGCACGCGGGCGCCGAAGUGAGAGAGAUACAUGAGGAGGCCGUCGUUUAUCCGGCAAGGUAUACGCAAGGCAAUCCCGAGGCUCCCUUUGUUCGUUGGUGGCACCCGGAAGAGGUGAGGGAGGUCUAUAGUCGGAGGCAAUCUCAACGGCCGCCAGAAAACGUGUAUAAUAAUUGA